Messenger RNA from Aspergillus ochraceoroseus IBT 24754, 1355 nucleotides. RefSeq lists its product as uncharacterized. The record is from RefSeq and is a predicted model, not a curated record. The transcript is spliced from 5 exons. Lineage: Eukaryota; Fungi; Ascomycota; Eurotiomycetes; Eurotiales; Aspergillaceae. Bases 98 to 1267 code for a protein of 389 amino acids.
UUCUGCUUCAGUCCCUCUUUUAUUCAUUCCUAUUCACGGCAUUCUUUAAUUAAUCCCCAGUUUCUGCGUAUUGCCCCCCCAUAUAACCCGGUUAUUGAUGGCGGGCUCGUUCGUCAUCGAAGCCUUUACGCUCCUUGGUCUCGGCAUUCUGGCCAUUAUCAUUCGAAUAAUCGCCCGCUGGACAACGGCCGGGCCCAGAAGGUUUCAACUCGAUGAUUACCUGAUGUCGUUAGCAGGGGUGGUGUACGCGCUCGAAACCGGGGCUGCUUACUGCGUUGGCGCAUGGUGGAGAGGACUCGCAAACAACGCAAUGACUGAUGCCCAACGCGAAGCCCUCGAUCCGUCGUCGCAGGAAUACGCCUGGCGAGUCGGGGGCUCCAAAACCCAAGUCCUGGGGUGGUCGUUGUACACGACGCUGCUGUGGCUCCUCAAGGCAUGCAUGGCGGUGUUCUACUCGAGAAUCACGGCGGGCCUGGUCAAUAUGAAAAUCCGCCUGCAGAUUGCUUACCUCCUCAUCGGAACCACCUACAUCGCCGUCAUCUGCUCCAUUCUUCUCGGUUGCCAUCCGAUCCAGAAGAACUGGCAGAUCAAUCCGGACCCAGGCAAUUACUGCCAGCCCGCCGUCUCCAAGAUCGAUAUCUACGUGACGGUGGUAUUGAACGUGGCUACAGAUAUCUACCUGAUUUCGAUUCCUACUCCGAUCCUUUUUAGGGCUCGUCUUCCAUGGCGCGAAAAACUCGAACUCCUCGUCCUCUUCAGCGGCGGUAUCUUCGUCAUGGCGGCCGGUAUCCUGCGCUGCGUGUUAAUCCUGACGGCCGGCGCAGAUGGCGCCUCCCAGGCAGGCAGUUGGGCAUGCCGUGAAACCUUCGUGGCCGUGAUCAUCGGCAAUGCGCCCAUGAUCUACCCCCUUGUGCGACGGAUCGCCAAACGAGCCGGCUGGUACAUCAGCACCAAGGGCAUCUCCUCGCAGAGCUACCACCUCACCGACGGCGAAGGGGGGGAAACCCGCAACAACGUGAAUACCUCGUCCCGGCUCUCGAAGAAACGCCGUUUCCGCCAUCCGCUCUCGAUUCCGGAUACACACUGGAACGGCACCGUGAGUGAUGAGCAGAUCAUUCUCCCAACCCGAGGGAGAAUCCCGCCCGAGAUCUUCUGUACCAAUGGAGUGGCGGAUUGGGAUGCUCUGAGUCGGAGUUUGAGUAGUCGCGAGGGGGGGGGGAUAAAGGUUGUCCAGGAGACGAUUAUCCAGACCGAAUUAAAAGAAUGACCUUCUUUUCUUUUCUUUUCUCUUUGCCCCUUUUCUUGCUUACAAUAUUAUCUAUAUUUAAUCCGUAGUGAUCAUGGGUGAAAGGAUG